Molecule: messenger RNA, 2564 nt
Organism: Vicia villosa (hairy vetch)
Lineage: Eukaryota; Viridiplantae; Streptophyta; Magnoliopsida; Fabales; Fabaceae
Exons: 6
Coding region: 479-2173 (564 amino acids)
Biological process (GO): chromatin remodeling
Cellular component (GO): Ino80 complex
Source: RefSeq, a predicted model, not a curated record
AACCAAAUUAAACUCGUCAGCUUGUUGUACCAUCAUAAACAAGUUGAUGUGUCGAACUGAACUCAACUGGCCGGUAAACGGAGACGGAGUUUCUCGCCGCCGCCACUAACAGUGAAAAACUCCUUCAGGUUUUCCUUCAAUUUUUUUCUUCCAAAUUUUCACCGAUACAAUUCACACCCUCAAUUCCAGAUAAUUCCGUUGCAUCAGAUAUCCACUCCUCACCGUGAUUCCCCAAUUAUACGCUAAACCGCCGCGAUUGAUAACUUAGGUUAAAAUAUUACUGUUGGUGAUUUUUUUUCUUCAGUAGUAGUUGAAUUGAAUGAUUACGAGAAAUCUGUAAAAUUGUUGUGUAUAAUAACGAGUUUUUUAUGGUAAUUCAUUCAUGUAUACAUUUGAUUGUGUGAAAUUUUUGUAAAGAAUCUGAUUUUGAUGUAAAAAGGUUUCAUAAUUGAAUAGUUUGAAUAAAAAUUAGAUUUUGAUGGAAGAUUUAGGAUCUACCCGGUUUGAUGGUAUCAGCAAUGCUGUGAGGAGGAAGAGAAGCCAAACUUCGCGCAGGCCGCGGCCUGAUUCGCAGCCUGUUGUUGAUGAUUUGACUCCUUCAUCAACACCUCCUUCAGACAGUCCUGACAAGGCGUCUAGCGAUGAGAAUGAUGGUUAUGUUAAUACUGGUUCCAAGAGGAAAGAAUUUAAUCUCAACCAUUGUGUUACUCAGCCCUCGCCGGCUGUUGGACGGGGUGGUUUGCAUAAUAGACGGAGUAGUGAAGGUGUUCUUGCUCCCGCUAAUUGGAAAGGCUCGAGUAGUAAAUUCAAGGAUGGGCUUGAUUCAGAGUCGAAAAAUGCUGAUGUAUAUGGUGGGAGGAAUACUGAGGGGAGUAGUUUGGGUCAGUUUGGUGUUUCUCAGGAUGGAUUAGGGAACGAGAAUAGGGUUAAGAAGGUUAAACUCAAGGUUGGUGGUGUGACGCGUACUAUACAAGCUAACUCUGCUUCUAAUAGUGCUUCCGGAAGUGGAUCAACUUCAAAAAGCUCUCGUUUAUCGGACGCCUCCAGACCGCGCCAAAAGCAACAGAGUAAUUCAGACGAUAAUAUUUCUCCGUCUGAUAAGAGGCGCAGCCUCCAAGGCCUUCCGUGGAAGGAUUUCAAAAGGGGUGGUUUUGGUCUUGGGAAGGAGGAAUCUUCGAUGGGGAAGAUAUCUGGAAAGAACACGUCUAGCAAGCAAGCAGACAAGUCUGAACCUGUUCGUAAGAGCAAGAGAGUACCCAAGAGACGUGUCCUGGAUGGGGAAUUCGAUGAUGACGACGAUGCUGAUGAUGAGAUUCGGUACUUGGAAAAGCUGAAAAUAUCAAAAGUUUCUGCAGUAUACAAAGAUGAAGAAGAAUUAAGCAAGAAACAUCGAAGACUCUCUAGCGUCUCUAAUAUGGACAACUCCGCCUCAACAAGGUCAGGCAAAGAUGGAAAGAAAAGGUCUAGAUCUGAUAAAAUGCUUGUAGAUACAGAUUAUGAGGGUGAAGAGGAGUCAGGGUCUGAUGGAGAGCUCGAGGAUAAGAAAAAGAAAAAGCAGAGGAAAGAAUCUGUUGAUGUAUUGAUGGACACUAAGAGAGAAAUGACUCUUACAACGCGUCAACGGGCCCUUCAAUCAAGCAAAGAUACUUCUACAUCUAAUGCGAGUUUAAUUGAGUUUCCCAACGGAUUACCUCCUGCCCCGCCUAGAAAGCAAAAAGAGAAGCCUACGGAAGAGGAGCUGCUAUCAAAGAAAACUGAGGCUGCCAAUAGACGUAAAAUGCAAGUUGAGAAGGCUGCGAGGGAAUCUGAGGCUGAAGCUAUCAGAAAAAUUCUUGGGCAAGACUCCAGCAGAAAAAAGCGAGAGGAUAAAAUAAAGAAGCGCCAAGAAGAACUGGCACAGGAAAAGGCAGCCAACGCAGAAAAACUUGCUUCAAAUACCAUCAGAUAUGUGAUGAGUCCUACUGGAACAACAUUGACUUUUCCUGAUGAAAUGGGGAUCCCUCCGAUUUUAAACUCUAAACCCAUCAGUUAUCCUCCACCUCGUGAGAAGUGUGCUGGUCCAUCAUGUACAAAUCCAUACAAAUACCGGGAUUCAAAAACCAAGCUUCCUCUUUGCAGUCUCCAAUGCUACAAGGCUGUUCAGGAGAAAACUACAGCUGAAACAAUCUGCUAAUUUUGUCGAUACUCCUUUCCUGGCUUCUGCCAGUUAUAUGUUAGUAUUUUUAUCAAUGAUACAGGCUUUACUGCUUUAUGCUAGAGCAAUUACGCGUUGAGCGUUUGGUAGAGGGUUUUAAUUGCGGAUUAUUCAUUGCUCUAUGAUGUUUUAUUUAAUGUUGGUAUAAGAGAUUUUGUGAUAUUGAUAAUAGCAUACAGUGAAGUGGAAACGGAUACAUCAUGCACAGACCUAUCUUGUUCCGUUUCUUAUCCUAGCUUUUUUUAGUGGCAAUGCUAUUGCCAAAUAGAAGUCAUUUUGGCUAUAGCUUGAAAUAUGGAUGGUGAAAGGUACUUGUAUAAUUUUAUUUGAAUGGAUGACUUUAAAAAGAGUUGUUAGUUUGAUUGUUCCA